Molecule: messenger RNA, 122 nt
Organism: Dentiscutata erythropus
Lineage: Eukaryota; Fungi; Glomeromycota; Glomeromycetes; Diversisporales; Gigasporaceae
Source: the annotation of a GenBank genome assembly
AAAAACUAUCAAAUGUUCGUUUAACAAAUAAGCAGAAAAGAGCUAUAAUUGAAGAUGAAGCUAUUGAUAGAGAACAAACUGCAAUUAAAAAACUUAAAAAGAUUUUAAAACUUUUAGACUAA